Messenger RNA from Platichthys flesus (European flounder), 4336 nucleotides. It is a transcript of the gene cnnm4b, whose product is annotated as metal transporter CNNM4. The record is from RefSeq and is a predicted model, not a curated record. Gene Ontology annotation, molecular function: magnesium ion transmembrane transporter activity; sodium ion transmembrane transporter activity. Lineage: Eukaryota; Metazoa; Chordata; Actinopteri; Pleuronectiformes; Pleuronectidae. Bases 60 to 2105 code for a protein of 681 amino acids. Gene Ontology annotation, cellular component: plasma membrane. The transcript is spliced from 6 exons. Gene Ontology annotation, biological process: magnesium ion transport; magnesium ion homeostasis.
GGGCCUUCGGAGCCGACUAUGUGACGUCAGUUCCCCCGUUGGCAGAGAGCGAAACAAACAUGGCGACGGACUGGUGCGGACCAGGGCUCACGGUAACUUUACUUCUCUUUUCCUGUGUUUUCUCGGGCAGCGAAGCCGCGGCGGUGACUCCGGAGCCGAGAGGGGUCACCCGGAUCCUCGGCUGGAGGCUGGAGAGCAGCGACAAGCCGGCCGGGACCACGAAGGAUGGGGAUAUCCAGGUGACCGAGGGCAGCGACAUCCGCUUCAGGUUCUACGGGCUCCACUUGUUCCCCAACAGCUCGGCGCUCAUCAGGUUCAUGGAGCUCGGCUCCAGCGAAACGGAGGAGGAAAUCCCCGGAGCUAACACGCCCGCCCCCAAUAGAACUUGUCCCGAACACACGAAGGAUAUAGUAGUGAAGGGGGCCAUGAAGUUCUGCAACCAGAGCAGCUCCGGGGUGGUCAGCGUCCAGAUCAAGCAGCUUCGCAAGAGCGAGAUGGUGAAGCUGUUCGCCUUGUGCGUCCGCGACCCGCAGGAGGACGACUGGUACCUGCUGGACGAACGGGACGGCCGACUGCGGGUGGUGGAGGUGAAGAAGUCCCUGCUGCCCAUCUGGCUGCAGGUCAUCCUCAUUUCGUUCCUGCUGGUGCUGUCCGGCAUGUUCAGCGGGCUCAACCUGGGGCUGAUGGCGCUGGACCCGAUGGAGCUCCGCAUUGUGCAGAGCUGCGGCACCGAGAAGGAGAAGAAGUACGCGCGGAAGAUCGAGCCCAUCCGCAGGAAGGGCAACUACCUGCUGUGCUCGCUGCUGCUCGGGAACGUCCUGGUCAACACCACCCUCACCAUCCUCCUGGACGACCUCACCAACUCCGGGAUCGGCGCCGUGAUCGCUUCCACCUGCGGCAUCGUCGUCUUCGGGGAGAUCAUUCCCCAGGCGCUGUGCUCUCGGCACGGCCUGGCGGUCGGGGCGAACACCAUCUUGGUCACCAAGUUGUUCAUGCUCUUGACUUUCCCGCUGUCGUGGCCCAUCAGCAAGCUCCUCGACUGCGUCCUCGGCCAGGAGAUCGGCACCGUGUACAACCGUGAGAAGCUGGUGGGGAUGCUGAAGGUCACCGAGCCCUACAACGACCUGGUGAAGGAGGAGCUCAACAUGAUCCAGGGCGCCUUGGAGCUCCGGACCAAGACGGUGGAGGAUGUCAUGACGCCUAUCGGCAACUGCUUCAUGAUCCACAGCGACACCGUGUUGGACUUCAACACCAUGUCCGAGAUCAUGGAGAGCGGCUACACGAGGAUCCCCGUGUACGAGGGCGAGCGCUCCAACAUCAUGGACGUCCUGUUCGUCAAGGACCUGGCCUUCGUGGACCCGGACGACUGCACCACCCUGAAGACCAUCACCAAGUUCUACAACCACCCGGUCCACUUUGUCUUCCACGACACCAAGCUGGACUCCAUGCUGGAGGAGUUCAAGAAAGGAAAGUCCCACCUGGCCAUUGUGCAGAAGGUGAACAACGAGGGGGAGGGAGAUCCCUUCUACGAGGUGUGCGGCCUGGUCACCCUGGAGGACGUGAUCGAGGAGAUAAUCAAAUCAGAGAUUCUGGACGAGUCGGACCUUUACACUGAUAACCGCACCAGGAAAAAGGUGGCGCCCAAUAAGAAUAAGCGAGACUUUUCUGCCUUCAAGCACGAGAAUGAGUCGAAGGUGAAGAUCUCUCCUCAGCUGCUGCUCGCUGCUCAUCGCUUCCUGGCUACAGAGGUGACCCUGUUCAGCCCGGCGCAGAUCUCCGACAAGGUGCUGCUGAGGAUCCUGCGGCACCCCGAGGUGAUCCAGGAGAUCAAGUUUAACGACAGCGACAAGCGCUCGCUCAGUCACUACGUCUACCAGAGGGGCAAACCCGUGGACUUCUUCGUUCUCAUCCUGCAGGGCCGAGUGGAAGUGGAGGCUGGAAACGAGAACAUGAAGUUUGAGACCGGACCUUUCUCAUUCUAUGGCGUGAUGGCGCUCAGUGCUCCCACACUAGCGGCUGCACCUCGUCCUCGCCACCUCUCCUUUAAGAGGUUUUCUCUGUUCUCUCGGGUGCCAGGUAAACUCCGGCAUGUCUGGGUUCUUUAACACCGCGGAUGGGCAGGGCUCCGGGGUGGUUCCGGCUCUCGAUCAGAAAAAUCUCUUUAUCAACUGCCACCUAAUAUCAGAGGGCAGGAAGCUGCUUCUAUUGCACAACUUUCUAUAAGUUGGAGCAUUGAAUUCUGGGUUGCACUUCUGUCUAGCUGCCUUCUUCUCCAUGUGAUCAAGAAGCUUGAACCUUUAAGCACAGCAAAGAGUCCCAUGAUGACUCUGUGGGUAAACAAGCUCUUUGUCCAAUAAAGACAACCUCAUCCGAUCCUCAGUGUUCAGUCAGUGUUUAGUUUGCAUGGCAGUGAGGCGCAGGUGAGACCCUCACACGUGGAGGUCUGAGGUCAGAGGUCAGGUUGCUGUUCAGCACCGGGUUAAAUCCGACUCCUGCAGAAGUGACGAUGAUCUACAGUUAAUGAGAGAAGGAAGAAGAUAAGAAGUCAAGUUAGCGAAAUGAUAUCCGCUUUAGAGCCCUCAAGUUGAUUAUUAAGUUGUAAACACACCUCUUUACGAUGAGACACUUAAACGAUUCUAUUAGAAAGACGAUCUGCAAAAAAUGAUCGUCAUAGAUUAAUAUUUGAAAACAGAAGUUGUUUAAUUUCAGCCCCUCGUAUGUAAAUAGUUGAGUCUCUGUGGGUUUUCAGGAAAAGAAAAGAGGAGUCAUGCAUGUAGAUGUCACCUGUAAACAAACACUGAGAUUACACAGAUAUGAACCAUGUUGCAAAGUAAAGAGUUGAACAAAGAGCAUAUCUGCCAUAAAGGUCAACACCGAUUUCCCAAACUUGACAGGAAAUGAUCACAUGGGACUAAGAAGCAAGAGAGAGGGAUUGAACAAAAAUCAUGAGACACCCAGAUGGGACUGUUUCCUCUUUACAGGAUAAACUCACAUUGUCCCUUUCUCUGUUUUACAUCCACACUUAGACGUGAGACAUUGGAAGAAAGAAUGUGAAGCUGUUGAGAGGCAGCCCGUGAUAUAUUGUUUAUAUUUCAGAUGUUUUUGAACAGACUAAAGAGCUUUAACUUCUGAUUGUCGUCAACAUGUAGUUUAGAGAUAACAAGAUAAAAUCAUUAACCUGCAGCCAGUUCCAAAUCUGAUCCCAGAUCUCAGUGUUGUUUGGAAUUGGGUCCCAUCAGCCACUUUAGAUUUUUAAAACACUAACUCUCAGAGCACAAGUAGAGAUUAACUUGGUUUAAAGUCACGAAGACCCAGUAGGAAACUUUUGGACGAGGUUCAGCUCUUUGUCCAUCGCAGCCAAAACUAAAACAAUCAGGAGAAAAUAUAGAGAUUUUAUGUUUUGGUGACACUUAACUUUCCUCGUUAGUUUGUGAAACACCAGGAUGUAGUUGUGAGCAGAUUUAAGUGUUUAUUAAUAUAUCUAUGAACAACAGUUACUCCUCAUGAUGAUGAUGUAUGAACAAAUAAGCUGGAAACAUACAAAUAUAGCUAUAAAAAUAUCAAUAUAUCCUCAUUUAAGUAGGAAUUGAGUCAUUGUUGCAUAAACAAACAUUUAAAAUGUCCUUAUAUGAGAUUACAACUACUUUACUAUGAGUACACAAAAACAUUUAUUUAUUGUUUGUUUAAACUUAAAAAUACAUUUCAUCCAUAUCUGUAAAAAAAAUGCACUGACACUUUAACUAUUCCACUUCGCAGAGACGCAAACUGAUGAAUGAAUUUUUAAAGCCGAAGCAGAUCAGGACACGUAUCUAUUUUUCUAUUUUGUGUAAAAAAACAAGAACAUGGUUAUGAAACAUGAAUUUUAAAAGGUUUAAAAAAACUUUUUGUAUUUUGAAAAGCUAAAUAAAUACCAGGAGUGUUUCGUAAAACCGGGAUUUUGUGUUCGAGAUUAAUUUGAAGCACAAGUUGAAAAGAAAAGUUUUCCGAUGAAUCUCUGAAAACCAUUUGUUGUUCUUCAUCACCAAGUGAAAUCCAACCACUGACUGGAAAAGUAGCCGUUCAAGAGCCAGGAUUAACUAGAUUAACUAGAUUAAUGAGAUUAACUAGAUUAAUGAGAUUAACUAGAUUAAGUAGUUUAACUGGAUUAAUUCCCUGAAAUCUAACCCGAUUGACGUGUCCAGGUAAAACAGUUUCCUAUGACUCACUGAGGCCCCCUGCUGGAAGACUCAGACCUAUGGGUAAUAACAAACAGCUGGUAACGAGUCUGCAAGUGUGUGUGUGUGUGUGUGUAUGUGUGUGCCUGCGCGUGUGUGUGCGUCACAUAUGCUGGGUUUAC